Candidula unifasciata is the source of this 849-nucleotide messenger RNA. The record is from the annotation of a GenBank genome assembly. NCBI's taxonomy places the organism in Eukaryota, Metazoa, Mollusca, Gastropoda, Stylommatophora, Geomitridae.
AUGCGUUGGGCAACACAACUUGCUGUGUUUGGUUUUGGAGAAACGACCAAUAGCGAAGUACCUUAUGAAGAAGCUGAACAACCUGAAGUAGCUUACCCACAAACUCCUCUGACAGAAUAUCAGUGGACCUUCACCAAGCAGAUGUCCUUAAAUGAACGCCAGGAAUCAAUUCUACAGAGAAUUCUUAAACAGCCAGAAUUUGCAUCAGUUACUGAAGAAAAUGAUGAAGAACUCUUACAGUCUCUGAUUGAUUUAUUCUUUGGGGGAGUCACCAGCACACUGUCUGCAUUAGAGUUCGUCCUAAUGUAUCUGUCAAAGAACCCUACAAUGCAGCAGUGGGCACAGAGCGAAAUAGACAAAGUCACUGAGGCUAACGGAGGAAGGAUAACCUUAUCUAUGAAAGAUCAGAUGCCGUAUAUCCAAGCCUGUAUUGCUGAAGGUUUAAGACUGGGGGUUGUCACACCAUCAACACUGCCUCAUGUUGCCAAAGAAGAUACUGAGAUUGAAGGAUAUGCCAUACCAAAAGGCACUUUUGUCCUGGCCAGCAUCAUCAGCUUACACUAUGACCCCAAGUUUUACCUCGAUGCAGAUGAAUAUAGACCCCAGCGCCACAUUGAUGGUGAUGGUCACUUUAUAGCUCCGAAAUGUUACCGACCAUUCGGUGUUGGUGCUCGUCGCUGUGUAGGAGAUAAAAUUGCAGAGAUGCAGCUUUUUUUGUACAUCGUAACCAUCCUUCGUCACUUUACUGUUGAGUCUGUGGGUGAUAAGAAAGCAUCAGCAAUGGAGACUCACAUGCGUAUAAUUCACAGGCUCAAAGAUUUCAAGUGUGUGCUGCGGCAAAGACUUUAA